AUGAAUGGUCGCAAUGCGCCUCUCUCACCUGUCUCUCUAGGCGGAAGCGAGUGGUCUGUUGGCAAAUACCAAUCCGUUAACGAAGACCCGUACGCAAACAACCGCGGCAACAUCGUCUCACCCCCCAAUUCCGGAGGCUCCAACGGGGCCAUGAAUGGCUCUUUUCCUCCCGGUCCGCGAAGCAGUGCCGGCGGCCCCUCACCGCCGCCCUCUGUCGGCCGCUCCAGCAAUGGCACAAACAUGUACGCGAGGAGUGAAAGCGGAAGGAGUAUUCGCGAGGAUGCCGAGGGCAUCUUGGGCGAGCACUACGUCGCCCUGAAGAAUUUUCUAAAUGGCGGACAAGGCGGCCGGCCCACGCCCCCUAACAAGGCCCGCGAUAAGCUGUUACGACUGUCCUCUGUCCAGUUCCUCGAACUCAGUACCGACGUUUUCGAUGAGCUCAUUCGGAGGCAAUCCCUCGGUCGCCGGCCCUCGGGCCCUGGAGGCCAAAAUACUCCCCCUUACCUGAUGCCCGAAGCCAACUUCCACCCGAAACGCAACCAGGCAAGACAGAAACUGUCCUCCCUUGGUCCUCCUCGAUUCCGCGAUCUUGCAACCGACGUCUUUUGCGAGUUGGAAAGGAGGUUUCCCCGCUUUGCUGCUGGAGAUAUACCCAGAGUGGGUAGCCCCGUAUCGGUCCGCUCGCAGGCGACCGUGAAUGGCGGCAAUGGCUACCCGCCCAGGAGUCAAAGCCGGAGUCAGAGUCGGAGACGGCCCUCCGACGCCAGCUCAAUGAGAGGAGGGCCACCACCACUCGACCCCUACGGCGUGCCGCCGUCGCCUGGUAUGCCGCCUGGCGGCGAGUACAAUCGUCCCCAGCAGAAGCAGUUCCAGAGCAACACGAUUGUGCCGAACAAGAGCACAAUGGUGGAAGAAGAUGACGACGGUAGUGGAAACGAGGACGGCGACGAAGCUUUUGGGCUGGAGCGCACGGCAACGAACCGCACGAGUAAAAGGAGUUUGGCUACGGAGCAAAGCGCGGUAGCAUCAGAGGCCGACAAGAAGCUUUUAGACGAAUACCAAUCUCAGGUCCGCGAACUCCGGGAAAAGCUUGACGCAAUGGAGGACGUCAUGAAGAAGAAGGACGACGAAAUGAACAGCAUCCUGGACAGCGAGAGAUCACGAUCGACGGCCGCGAAUAUGGAGAAGAAGGAAUUCGGUGAUCUCCGACUCGGCCUAGAGAACAAGCUUGCCGAAGCUCAGGACCUCAACGCGAAUUUAAAACAAGACUUGGAUCGCAUGAGAGACGAGCACGCCAACGAAACCCGCCAACUCAGAGAGGAGAUAGAGAACGCACAGCAAUCUAGCAUGGCGGCGGCAAAUGUCGGCUCUGGCAAUGCUGACCCAGAACUGCGACGGGAGAAUGAGCAGCUGCGGAGGGCGCUCCAGGAGCAACAACAGGUUACGGAGGAGGCCCGGCGCGAAGCUCGCGAAUUCCUCCGGGAGAUGAAGAUGCUGUCGCAACAGAGCGGCUCUACCUGGCAGAAACAAGAAGAGUUGGAGAAGACGAUUGACCAGCUCGAAGGCGAGGUCCGCGAGUGGCGCAACCGCUACGCGCGAACCAAGACACAACUUCGCGACAUGCGCGCCGCCUCUCUCGGAUUGAAUGUCGAGCAGGAUGCGGCCAAGUACGUGCGUGAGAAGGGCUUUAUGCAACCGAACGGAGCAGUCAAGGACGUUCAUGUUACCAAGUUCCAAAUUGCCAUUGACGAGCUUCUCCAGCGAGCCCGCUCGGAGGACCCUGACAAGGUCAUUGACGCUAUGAAGCAAGUCGUUGUCAGCGUCCGCCGCAUUACUAAGGAUAUCGACGAGGCAGCCCAGACCAACGAAGAUCUCAUGCAACAACGUUCGAAACUGAAGGGCAAGAUCUCCUCCUCCGCCAACAACCUCAUCACCUCGUCCAAGAACUUUGCAGCUGCGGCCGGCAUGUCACCAGUGUCUCUUCUGGACGCCGCUUCUUCCCACCUAGUUGCAGCGAUCGUCGAUCUCCUCCGGACUGUCAAAAUCCGAACAACACCCGACGACGAGCUGGAAGACGACGACGACGGCACGAUUACUCCGGUCGACUCGACUGGUUUCUUCUCCCCGAGAACCGCUUCAAGACAGGAUUCCAUGAUCCAAGAUUCUGUUCCCGCGCCAUUGCCGUUAGGACAGGCACCACCUCCCUUCCAAGGCCUCGGCGGCAGAGCCAGUAUGGACUCCUCUGCCUAUAGCCCCAUUAACUCGCCCCGUCAGUCUGCGGACACUUACAACCGCGGCCCCAACGGGCUGAAUGGCAUGAAUGGUAUGGGCUACAACAUGGGCAUGAACAAGAACGGCCCUGCGAACGGCUACGGCAUGCGCCAGGACAACCAGGCCGAGGAGCUCAAGAUCUACCUCGAGGACCAAACCGCCAUCCUGGUUCAGAACAUUCAGAACCUCGUCGGCUCUAUCCGCAGCGACGCGUCUAUCAACCAAAUCACAUCAGAGAUCAACGGCAUUAACGAAGUUGUCGGCAAGGUCAUCUCCGAGACUGAGGCGUCUGGCAACGGCGCUAUGAUUUCCCGCUUGGCCGCUUGCCGCGAGAGACUUCUUGAGGCCAGCGAGCGCGGAAUGGACAUCGAUCGCGGUCAAGACGUUGGUGCAAGUGGACGCAAUGACCGAGAGUGGCGUAUGUGGACGCAGACCCUGCCACCCAUCGCCUUCGAGAUCGCUAGGGAAACCAAGGAGCUCGUCCAACGCGUUGACCAGCUUGUCAUGAACAAUGGAGCCGACGACUUCGCUUAG
Messenger RNA from Colletotrichum karsti, 2805 nucleotides. RefSeq lists its product as uncharacterized. Bases 1 to 2805 code for a protein of 934 amino acids. Gene Ontology annotation, cellular component: cell cortex of growing cell tip; actomyosin contractile ring. The transcript is spliced from 2 exons. The record is from RefSeq and is a predicted model, not a curated record. Gene Ontology annotation, molecular function: MAP kinase scaffold activity. NCBI's taxonomy places the organism in Eukaryota, Fungi, Ascomycota, Sordariomycetes, Glomerellales, Glomerellaceae.